UGAACCGUGUUUCCGGCUCUUCUCAGUUGUGGACACUCGUAAGUUUUCGGCAGUUUCCGGAGAGACUCGGGGACUCUGCGUCUCGCUCGCUCGGUUCUGAUCUGGUGCAGCGGGUUAGGGUCCUGGGCUAGUCAUGGCGUCCCCUUCUCGGAGACUGCAGACUAAACCAGUCAUUACUUGUUUCAAGAGCGUCCUCCUGAUCUACACUUUUAUCUUCUGGAUCACUGGUGUUAUCCUUCUUGCCAUUGGCAUUUGGGGCAAGGUGAGCCUAGAGAAUUAUUUCUCCCUUUUAAAUGAGAAGGCCACCAAUGUCCCCUUCGUGCUUAUUGGCACUGGCACUGUCAUAAUUCUUUUGGGCACCUUCGGUUGUUUUGCUACCUGCCGAGCUUCUGCAUGGAUGCUAAAACUGUAUGCAAUGUUUCUGACUCUCAUUUUUUUGGUUGAACUGGUUGCUGCCAUUGUAGGAUUUGUUUUCAGACAUGAGAUUAAGAACAGCUUUAAGAAUAAUUAUGAGAAGGCUUUAAAGCAGUAUAAUGCUACAAGAGAUUAUAGAAGCGAUGCAGUAGACAAGAUUCAGAAUACGUUGCGUUGUUGUGGUGUCACUGACUUUAAAGAUUGGGAGGAUACUAAUUAUUACUUAGAAAAAGGAUUUCCCAAGAGCUGCUGUAAAAUUGAAGACUGUUCUCCUCAGAAAGAUGCAGAUAAAGUAAACAAGGAAGGAUGUUUUAUAAAGGUGAUGACCAUUAUAGAAUCAGAAAUGGGAAUUGUUGCCGGAAUUUCUUUUGGAGUUGCUUGCUUCCAGCUGAUCGGAAUCUUUCUCGCCUACUGUCUCUCUCGUGCCAUAACAAAUAACCAGUACGAGAUAGUGUAACCAGCAUAACACGGCCUUAUUCCUCUCUGACCUUAAGGACGUUUACAUUCCCCCCUGUGAACUACUAGAUCGCCUGGUUGGAAAACUGCCUAACAUUACUCAUCAGUAGUCCGAAAAACUACACCAAUAGUCUGAUUCAAUCUAGACAUUUGUUCAAUAUGUCAUAAGUCCACCUUUUGUCCCAUUCACGUAAGAUCAAUGAAACUCCCUUAUCACCCUGAAACACUGGAAGAGCAAGUAAAUUGUAAAAGAAACAAUGCUGUGUUCUGCUUGACUUUUGUUUUUCUCAAUGUGGGGCUUUUGAAAGGCAGUGUAUUUUCUAUUUUGAUGUAGUGUUAUAAAAUGGGAAAUUAACCCCUUUGAACUAGCCCCCUCCCAGCCAAGGUUAUCUGGUCUGAUUGCAUAAUUUACAUCAUAAUUUACAUCAAGAAGCUAAAAUGUUUUCAUUAGUCUCUCUCUAUUCUAAUAGGAAUGGAGUGACAUUGUGUAAUUUAAUUCCAGCCAGGAGCUGGAUGACAUCAUGCAGAGGGUGGUAAUGGUCUCUGACCUAAAGCACCCAAGGCUAAAGGCAUUACCAAUGUUCUGUCACAUCAGGUAGCAGCAGCACACUUAUACAUUACAUUUUUUUGCUCCAAAUUAAGGUGUUUAUCCUGAUAUUUAUAUUUUCUCUCUUAUUUGAAAGUUUCUGAUUAUUAAUGCUGUCAUAAUUAAUGUAUUUUCCUGAGAAAUUCAAAGCAACUCAUCUUCAUUAGCUUUAGCUGGCAUUUCCUUACCAGGCUGAUAUGACUUGUCAAUAUUGUGGUCACCUUUAAUAAUCUCAGUUUUGGUAUGUGCCUUUGAUUAACAAAUAUAAAUCUUUUACACAAUAAACAUUGUUUUCCUCUAAAA
This is a messenger RNA of Pteropus alecto (black flying fox), 1759 nucleotides long. RefSeq names its product tetraspanin 6 (gene TSPAN6). The coding region runs from base 134 to 871 and encodes 245 amino acids. Lineage: Eukaryota; Metazoa; Chordata; Mammalia; Chiroptera; Pteropodidae. Gene Ontology annotation, cellular component: membrane. The transcript has 8 exons. The record is from RefSeq and is a predicted model, not a curated record.